AGAAACAGCUGCAGCGUAUCGACAUGAUCGACUACCAUUGACCUUUACUGGCAUUGCCCUUGAAGAAAAACGACUUUGUGUGCCCUCUAAAUCUGGAAAAACCCCAGGGCCGAGGCUUAUUCGAAAUGAUUGCGUCGUUAGCAAAUGCCAAACUGACAUACUUUAGCCCGACUGUGUAGAAAUAAGCCAGGAUGUUCUGACCGUCCUCUGGAGAGUGUGCUGGACUCAAGUGGGAAGCUAGGUUAUAAAGGUAAUCCGGAAGCAUUGGAGCGUGAAACGGGAUUUACAGAAUAUGUGACUGCUACACGUGUACCGGGGCAUGAAGGUGUUGGAUCCUGUGGUGGUGCUGGGAGGCAGAAUUGGGGGAAACCUUGGGUUUCGGGUAUAGGGGACCCUACUGCCCGGAGGUGGGAGUCGUCUUGGAGUGCUAGCAGUGGACACCAGCAGUCGCUGAGCUUGAAACUGAUGUCUUUGGGGGGUGGUGUUGUGCUGAAAAAUUGUGAUGGCUUCACCACAUUGAAGCUAACCAUGAUGUUGAUGGGUUGGAGUGACAGACUUCUUGUGAGCUCCACGAACUGGGUAUGGUGAGGUGUGUUGCCCACCGGGGGCUGGAGGAUGCGGGUCAGAAAACAGCCAGUCUCUUAAGCAGAUUACCAUUAAGGGGGAAUUGGUCUGAUAGUGCCUUUGAUGAAGAUGAUGAAAACUUCAUGAUGACCUCAGAAGGGCUGUACGACAUUCUUGGAGCAGCACAGGAUGCCUCCUCGCAAGAGCUCAAGUCUUGUUACCAGAGGGCAGUGCUUAAGUGCCAUCCUGACAAGCUGCCCCCAACGUGCAGUGAGGCAGAGCGGGCAGCAGCAUUACAGCGAUUUUACCUGGUAGACACAGCUUGGAGGACGCUUGGUGACGAGGCCAGCAGGAAGGAAUAUGAUGCGAGGCAGACAGAGAAAGAAAUGAGGAAGCUAUGGCCUCUAAAUGAGAAGGUCAAUGUAGACGAGAUGGAUUGGCAAGAAGAUGAGGAAGUAUAUAGCUACAGCUGUCGAUGCGGCGGUGAAUACUUAGUUACUGACAAGGACAUUGACCAGAAUGUCUUUAUCGUCGGUUGUAACACUUGCACGUUAAGUAUAGAGUUGGUGCAAGGUGGCUCUUCAGAAGUCCAAACGGGAAGCAGUGUGCAGCCAACGUGACAUCUUGACGACUUUUAGUCUGAGAAAAGUCCCAAAAUGUAGUUUGGGCAGCGUGUUUAUCUACUUUGUGGAUCCCUACACCAAACUUCUAUUCACUCAGUAUUCUGAGUGCGAAGCACAACAGAGAAGACUGUAAAUUUUAAGGAUUGAGGCUUGCAAAUGCCGUCGCUUCUAGACUGGUACCAUUUUCCUCCUUUUGAAACAUGGAAUAUAUCUGAGAGUCUGGAAACCGACGUUUUUGUCAUUUUUCAUGACUUCAAAUAACGAAGGUGUUCGUUAAUUGAAGUCAAGAAUUGAACAUCUGUUUUUAGACGUUGUUUAAAAUACUUGGUAUAUGAUAAAAAAAACAGUCGGGCCAUUUUUUGGUAAGGGGGGAAACGGUAGUCGAGGCAUUGAUCAAAGCAAAUAUGACUUACAUCUUGGAAGCAGAUCCAGUUAGAUUGGAGGCUGCUUGAGGCUAGGGCGUAGCGUGUUUAGUAUCUGACAUAUGCAGUUCAUUACCUUUGUACCACGUGGAAAUAGUGCACGAGUAUAUCAUACCAUAAAACACCGGAGUGUAAACUGUAUUUCUUUGUGAAUGGCGAGAUGUAAUAGUUUCUGACAGAUAUGCAAAAGGGUUAUAAAGAAAAACAUAAGGAAAGAAUCCCCAUACACCACUUCUAUAAAAGGAUGGACAACAACCUUAACUCUAUCACAGGUCGUAUGCAGUAGGCGUACAUCUCCAAUGGUGUUUAUCAUACAUGUAGUACGCCUACGUGAGAGGAACCUAUACAGUUAUACAUGUAUACUUAAAGCUGUGAAACCAGGCUUUGGUUUCUCGAACGAUUUCCGUUUCUCUCCGGUAAUCUCUCAGUUGCAGGACCAGUGAUGAUUAUUUCCCCAUUUCGAUAUUUGUAUCACCCAAUCAGACUUUCCACCGCCGUUAAAUGAGAUCGAGGCGUUUACUGUGCCAAAUAGUCCUAACAUGGAAGAAAUUUAUUAUCGUAUUAUGUGAUAUAUGUGCUAACCUAACAAGCAGGUCCAUUGUAUGACGCGAGUACCCUUCAAUUAAAUUAACGUCUUCGCUACAAAUUUGGGAAAGAGAUUAAACAACCUUCGAAAAAUCAUCUUCCCUAUGAAGGAAACAAACUUAAAAAAAAGGGACAAGCAAAGGAUACAACUUUAUCCGUGAUUCUAAUCACGGACAUCCCUCCUGCACUUCCCUUCCCCUACCAUGUGAUCCACGUAAGCCUCUUCUUUUGUGUCCACGCCCCUGCAUAAUGCUGAUAGUGCCGUUUCAUAAUCCAGGUGCGUAUUAUAAUAUAACACCGGCUUGAUUCAUAAAUGGGUAUUUUUAUAAAGGCCUUCCUGGUAAACAGCUGUUAACCACUAAUAGUGGGCAGUCAGAAUGGGAAAGGAAGCAGUGGCAGAUAGGUGCUUGUCUGUACCAUCGAAACAGCAUCUUGUGAGCUUUUCUGCACCACAGGGUAUGCUGGACUCAUCAAAAAUCCUCGUGCUAGGUUGACUGUACGCUUUAUUUAUUAUGAUUUUUGUCAAAGAAAAUGUAACAUCGUCAAACUGCUCGAAUCAAGCAAGGGGAUGUGUUUGCUCCUUCGCCACGCCCGGCCGACGCCCAAAGUGAUGUCGGCCCAGUUGGUCAGCCUGUAGUGACGAAAUUAAUGCUUGCGUAAGAUGUCUGCUUCAUUCAGCUUCUCAAACUUGGAUUCGCCAUCCACUAUUCAAGGCGUAGUUGAUUUUCAUGCCUUUAUCAAGUUUUCCGUUGAGAUCAUCCACAAUAGCCGUACGAGUUUCAUUAUCCCUCAAAUACAGGUAACUUGACAGAAACACCUACGUGUAUUUGUCGAAAAGGUCUUGCUUGACUGCUCAGAGGGUCUUUCUGUUUGCCUUCUGCAUGGCUUGAUCUUCAUUCAUGCCUUUGUUGACGUACCAGUCUUUUGUAUCCCUCAUCCCCCUAUUUGUUUCUUUGGCUUCAGCCAGUCAAUCUUCGUAGGUGGCAUUGUCUUCCAGUUCUUAACUGUCUUCGUUCGAGGUUUUGUCAUCAGCCUCAACAGGUUCCGAAUCAUUGUUAAUUCCAUUCAUGUCUGAUUCUUCCUCAGCGAGGAUAUUUUUCUCUCUAGAUUAGACUUCCGUCCAAAACCGUUGUCACACUGGUGAAAAACCAGGGCUUGAAUGCAUAAAUAACAUUCAUGUUGAUCCUUGGAAGGAUGACCUUUAAAUGACACGAAACAAACGAAAUUGGUCAGUAUAGGAUGUAUAUACAUAGACAUGUAUUUCAUGUAUUCGUGACUUGCUUAUUUCAUUGCAUAUAACUCAUACCUCUCGCCAAAUGAGUGGCAAAAAAUGAUGAUUGGCCACUGAGGUAUAAGAGUUACAGCUCAGUCAAAUCCUCGUCAAAUCCUUUAAAGGAACACAAUCACAUAGAGUUUAACUGUAAAUGAACAAUAAAACGCAACAAUAAAAAGAGCAAAAUAAACAGUAAGAAGAGUAAAAUAAAGAGUGAAACGGGUAAACGAGCAAGGCAAAUGAGUAAAAGAGCUAAACUGACGUUUGGUGAGUCCGUUCCUUUUGUCCCAUUUACAGGAUAGAAAGAACCCAUAUAUACAACAUAGUGGUAGCGGUGGUCCCAGUAAAUAUUAGCGGACAUAGCAGUAACGUAUAGAGGAUAUAACCAGCCUCGUAGUGCAGAAUUUUGGGGUCCAAAAGUUUGGUAGUAGUUGUCCGAUUUUUGCCGCACGUGUACGUUUUGCAUGUACGUUACUCAACGGUAGUUUCCCAUCAUGUCGCAGUCAGAGGGGGGGGGAGGUCUCAUUAUGGGCCGAACACCUUGUGAUCGCUGAACGGUUUCGGUUCUAUCAGCGCGGUCAAAAACCUGGUGAGACCAUGGCACAGUAUUCCGUUGAACUACAAACCCUGACAGGGCCGUGUAAAUUCGGCUCUUUUCCAGACCAUGC
This is a messenger RNA of Acanthaster planci (crown-of-thorns starfish), 4135 nucleotides long. RefSeq names its product dnaJ homolog subfamily C member 24-like. Gene Ontology annotation, molecular function: ATPase activator activity; ferrous iron binding. Gene Ontology annotation, biological process: positive regulation of ATP-dependent activity. Lineage: Eukaryota; Metazoa; Echinodermata; Asteroidea; Valvatida; Acanthasteridae. The record is from RefSeq and is a predicted model, not a curated record.